Molecule: messenger RNA, 3604 nt
Organism: Pseudocercospora fijiensis CIRAD86
Lineage: Eukaryota; Fungi; Ascomycota; Dothideomycetes; Mycosphaerellales; Mycosphaerellaceae
Exons: 3
Coding region: 424-2967 (847 amino acids)
Biological process (GO): peptidyl-serine phosphorylation; intracellular signal transduction
Molecular function (GO): protein serine/threonine kinase activity; ATP binding
Source: RefSeq, a predicted model, not a curated record
CUUUUGUAUGCGAGUGAGCGUGCGCAGAGGCACUUGGGAGCUUUGGUCUCUGGUCAAUGGAAGACGUUGCAUCUGUGACACCAUACAGCAGACUUGGGCCAACGCUAGACACGCCGAGGGCCACGCUCUCCCGGCCGCGACAUUGACAGACGUCGACCUCACGCUACCAUCCGCUACGCUUAGCGACGCUACCACUACCACCACUGGCCGCGCAGGCACACGCAUAGCAGACACAGACAGCCCUGAUUGAGAGCCAAAUCCAGCACGGCCAGCACACACCACCGCAGCUCCGAAUAGCUCUCUCCGUACACACCGGAGCGAGGACUCCUCCUGCCCCAAUACCACUAAUGUAAUGCCCGUCGCUCGCUACUACCGACACUGUACGCAUACUCGGCAGGCGCUGCCUCAGCCACUGCCUCCAUCAUGAGCGCCGGCGACUUGAGUCUGUCCCAGUCGCUGGGCGGACUGCGCAUAGCCAACCCCGACGACACCGUCACCGUCACCUCGCCCACCUCAUCCACCGCUCCAUCCCCUCCCCCGAACAGCAGACCUCCACCGCCGUCCUCACAUUCAUCCGAGAGCACAGUCACGCCCUCUAUACAGCCUGCCAAUCUGCUGCCCCCGCUUUCUCAUGAGGCCGAGCAGAGCGAAGCUGGGCUCGGCUUCAACCCGGAUGAGUACACCACCCACUCACAAGACCUGUCGCCCGCACCACCACAAUACCCACCCAGACGGUCGCCUACGCAGGAUCAGCACGAGUGGAACGAUUCGCGGCCGAGCCAUCGUGCAAGUAUGCAGUUGACUUAUCAGGCCCAGCAAGUCGCUCAAUUCCCGCAGCAAUAUCCACAGCAGUACAAUCCGCAAUACCACAAUCCAACAGUGCAGAGCUUAGCAGGCCGGCCGACGAGCGCCAUGUACACCCAGCAGAAUUCUAGUCAGAGCUCCGGCAUGUCGGCCCAGAGCGGCUAUCGCUAUCGGGACGAUCUGGCUUCUUCCGACGGCAGUAGCUCAGGACUGGCGCGGAGUGGAUCGCGCUCUGCCAGACAGAUCAUGGCAGGAGGAGUUCCGCAAAGAGAAGCUAGUAGAUCAUACAGGCAGCCUGGCACACCUCUCAAUGGAGGCAAUGGCCCGCUACCGCCACGGGGGAACUCGAAGCGGGGACGCGCACCGACCGGAGGGUCGACGUCGACGGGAGGACGUGAUGGCGCAGAACAGUCAUAUGCAAGCCCAGCAUCAGUCCCGCGAUCACGAGAAGAAUGGGACGAGCGAGGAGCUGCAGUGAGUACACGAAGAGAAACGGAUGGUUCAGGCAAGGAGAGGACGCGAGUCAUCAAGAAGGGCGUCAAAGAUUUCAACUUUGGCCGAACGCUAGGAGAAGGCUCUUAUUCAACUGUGCUGGCCGCUACCGACAGGCAGACUCUGAAGGAGCACGCCAUCAAAGUUCUGGAUAAGAGACACAUUAUCAAAGAGAAGAAGGUUAAAUAUGUCAACAUCGAGCGGGACACUCUGAACAGACUUACUGAGCAUCCUGGCAUUGUUCGACUAUACUAUACAUUCCAGGAUGAACGAUCUCUAUACUUUGUCUUGGAUCUGGCAUCAGGAGGUGAGCUCUUGGGGGCGUUGAAAAAGAUGGGUUCGUUUGAUGUGGAGUGCACAAGGUUCUACGGUGCCGAGAUUUUGGAUAGUAUAGCAUACAUGCACAGCCGAGGCGUCAUCCAUCGCGACUUGAAACCCGAGAAUGUCCUGCUCGACCGCGACAUGCACGUCAAGAUUACCGACUUCGGCACUGCGAAAAUAUUACCGGACCCCAAGGCUAAUGGCUCCAACGAACCCGGCCAUUCUUCCGGCAAUCCGACAGAUGGAGCCGAGACAGAUCGCGCAGUGUCCUUUGUUGGUACUGCAGAAUAUGUCAGUCCGGAGCUACUUCGCGACAAGAACGCAUGCAAAGCUUCUGAUCUUUGGGCCUUUGGCUGUAUUCUAUACCAGUUGCUGGCUGGGCGACCUCCAUUCAAGGCAGCCAAUGAGUACCUCACCUUUCAAAAAAUCCUGGCACUGGACUACACCUUUCCAGAUGGCUUUCCAGAAGUCGCCAGGGACCUCGUAGAGAGACUGCUGGUACUGGAUCCAGCGAGUCGAUUACCCAUCGAGCACAUCAAGAACCACCAAUUCUUUGAUGGGGUGCAAUGGGGAAAGAGUCUUUGGCGGCAAAAGGCGCCAAGACUAAAACCUUAUGUGCCUCCCCCUGCGGAGCCGAUAAAGCUGAAUGGGUUGGACAUCGAAUGGUCACCUGUACUGACACAUAACAACGAAAGAAUCCUCAAGCUCGGAAACUUGAUAGUCACGGCAGCACCACAAUCGAGUAGUCCAAAUUCCAAGAAUGGAGAUGCGCAGACGCCAGAGAAGCCGAAAUUCUCACGCUUCUUCAGCAGCAACACGACGAAGAAGCGAGAAAGGCUGGUGUUGAUAACGUCGAGUGCAAGACUAGUGGUUGCCGCGGCAGGUGGAAAUGAGAAGAAGUCGAAAAUGGAGAUCAAUCUCGCUGCGCACGGAUCGACAUGCAAGAGCUGCGUCGAUUCCAAAGGACUUACAUACUGGACGAUCGAUACUCGAGACAAACACUACACCUUUGAAGAUCCACGCGCAACCACAGCAGAUCCGGCGGGCAGCAAAUUCUCAACGCAGGAGUGGAUGGAUGCUGUGGAGCAAGCACGAGAAGUGGCGAUUGCAACAUCCAUGACCAACUCAUAUUCUGGCGAAAGUAUGCUCAACGACUUCAAUGCGUCUACUCUAUCAAGCCCGGCAGAUUCUCUGGGUGGCGACGCAGCCAUGCCUCUGAGUGGACCAAGUGUGAACGAGAGAUACGCGUUGCGGCACACGUUGCGCAAAAACACCGACGAGGAAAGUUUAAAGGGCAGAAAGAGGUUCAGUAAACGACACAGCAAAAGUGGGCUUGCGGCAGUGUUCUAGUAGUUCGCUCCACGAGAGAGAAGCCACUGCUACGUGGGCGUGGCGUUGAGUGAGAACAGCACAGCGCCGAACGCGAACGCGAACGCCGUGUGGAGUUGCGCACGUGUGAGCUACAACGGCGUCCCUCACUUCCACCUCCGCAACGCCAACACGAAUACUCACGAACGCCGUGUUAGCUGCUUUCAAAGCUUGGCACAUACACCACACUACACCACACUACCUCCUUCUUGUCACCUUCUUUUUUUCACUCCUCCAUCCAUUACUCCAUCCACGUCACGACGUUACGAUCCUAUUGCAGCAGCGACAGCUUACGAUUUCUCAUUCUCUUCUUUCUGUCGCCUUUCACGAAAGGUCUUGCAUAGCUACUCCGCACCGUGUGGUGCUUUGUUUGUGGCGGUUUUAUCUUAGCAAGCGGGCGUCGUGCUUCUCCUUGUGUUUUGGGUCUGACGAGAUUCUGAACGUCUGGGCUAGAAUAAUGGAGUAGGCUGACUGAAUUUUUGAAUAUGUACGUUGCAUGGAUGCUGGCGAUUGAAGGGGCAAGGAAGGGAGGAAGGAAUGGGAUUGUUUUGGGGGUCUUUUCUUCCUUCUUCCAGCAUAGAAAAAGAAACAUUCGGUAUAUAUGUACUGCUUCCUGUCG